Molecule: messenger RNA, 5024 nt
Organism: Betta splendens (Siamese fighting fish)
Lineage: Eukaryota; Metazoa; Chordata; Actinopteri; Anabantiformes; Osphronemidae
Gene: ddx6
Product: DEAD (Asp-Glu-Ala-Asp) box helicase 6
Exons: 14
Coding region: 515-1960 (481 amino acids)
Biological process (GO): cytoplasmic stress granule assembly; P-body assembly
Cellular component (GO): cytoplasmic stress granule; P-body
Molecular function (GO): ATP binding; RNA helicase activity; mRNA binding
Source: RefSeq, a predicted model, not a curated record
CAGCUGAUUAGCUCGAUGGGGGCGGGUUCAAAUACGGCUGGAAGCCAUCUUGAACGGUUGGUUGACAAGACGACUCUUUGGUAGUCAGCUAAAAAUUGACAAGCGCUACACCUUCGUACCGUGUUGUGAACCGGCUGUUUCCGUUGUUCGAGAGUUGGGGGAAACCUGAGGAAGGACGCAGCGGCUCAGUUAGGCUGAACAAGAUGGCUAGCUGAACGGUCGGCCAGUACUUGGAAGCUAGCUAAGCCCCCUGGCGUGUGUGGUUCCGCAAAUCUAUGCUGAGCACUAACUUAAUAAAGGAAUAUAUACUGAGAAAUCUCAAAGCAGAGGAGAGGUUUCUGAACUCUUUGUGACCUGGAAACAACAUAAAAGAAAAGACAAGAAAAGAUAAAAGAUUUAAAGACUUAAUUUAGGUCUGCUUUGCAUUUAGAGAUAUUCCAGAAGAGAGAACUCUCCUAGUUCAGAGAUUGAUAAGAGGUUUUGUUGUUAAUUGGAUCGAGGUAAACAAGUGAACAUGAGUACUGCCAGGACCGAGAACCCAGUCAUUUUGGGCUUGUCUAACCAAAACGGACAGCUCAGAGGCUCAGUGAAGCCUGCUGGCGCGCCAGGUGGGGGCGGAGGAGGCCCACAACAACAGCUAAAUCAGUUGAAAGGCACAAUAAAUAAUGGUAAUUCUCAGCCGGCACCUACAACCAACGCCGUCAUCAAGCCUGGAGAUGACUGGAAGAAAAAUUUAAAAUUGCCCCCAAAGGACAUGAGGAUGAAAACUUCGGAUGUGACAGCAACAAAAGGCAAUGAGUUUGAAGACUAUUGCUUGAAGAGGGAGCUGCUCAUGGGAAUCUUUGAGAUGGGCUGGGAAAAGCCGUCACCAAUUCAGGAGGAAAGCAUUCCCAUUGCACUGUCAGGGAGGGAUAUUUUGGCCAGAGCCAAGAAUGGCACGGGAAAGAGUGGAGCCUACCUCAUUCCCUUACUUGAACGCAUUGACCUGAAGAAGGACUGCAUACAAGCUUUGGUCAUAGUGCCCACCAGAGAACUUGCUCUGCAAGUAAGCCAAAUAUGUAUCCAGGUCAGCAAACACAUGGGUGGUGUGAAGGUGAUGGCAACCACUGGUGGAACCAACCUACGUGAUGACAUCAUGAGACUCGAUGAAACGGUACAUGUGGUCAUUGCCACUCCUGGGAGGAUUUUAGAUCUUAUCAAGAAAGGAGUGGCCAAAGUGAAUCAAGUGCAGAUGAUUGUUUUGGAUGAGGCUGACAAACUCCUGUCUCAGGACUUUGUGGUCAUGAUGGAGGAGAUACUAGGCUUCCUGUCCAAACAGAGGCAGAUUCUGCUCUAUUCUGCAACCUUCCCUCUGAGUGUGCAGAAGUUUAUGAAUGCUCACCUACAGAAACCCUACGAGAUCAACCUAAUGGAGGAGCUUACGUUGAAGGGUGUGACUCAGUAUUAUGCUUACGUAACUGAAAGGCAAAAGGUCCAUUGCCUUAACACCUUGUUCUCCAGGCUCCAGAUAAACCAGUCCAUAAUCUUCUGCAACUCCUCUCAGAGAGUAGAGCUUCUUGCCAAGAAGAUCUCACAGCUUGGUUAUUCGUGUUUUUACAUUCAUGCCAAGAUGAGACAGGAGCAUCGCAACCGCGUGUUCCAUGACUUUAGAAAUGGCCUGUGUCGGAAUCUUGUCUGCACUGACCUUUUCACAAGAGGAAUUGACAUUCAAGCUGUGAAUGUUGUGAUCAAUUUUGACUUUCCGAAGCUGGGAGAAACGUACCUUCAUCGCAUUGGUAGAUCAGGUCGCUUUGGACACCUCGGUCUUGCUAUCAAUCUCAUCACUUAUGAUGAUCGCUUCAACCUGAAAGGAAUUGAGGAGCAGCUUGGAACAGAGAUCAAGCCCAUCCCUGGCAUUAUUGACAAGAGCCUAUAUGUGGCAGAGUACCACAGCGAGAGUGGCGAAGAGGUCAAGCCAUGAGCCAAUCAGUCCAUCCUUCAUUCCCAUUUGUACCUUCCCCUGUCACACCAUCAUUUUCCCCCUCCUUUUGUAAAUGUACAGUUUCCUUUUAUUUUUCUUUUUGGGAUGCCACCACAAGGAUGUGUAUUUUGAUGGACACCUUUAGGAAGAACUCAUUUGCCUUUUAUAGGGCUCUGUGCUGCACCACUACAAUCUGAAGACAUGAGCACCAGGAGGAAAGCAUGGGACCGUGGUGAAAUUAUACUGAAGCAUGAUGUGACUGUUCAUAUCAAACGAAAACCAGCACCGACAGACCCCAUGAUGUUCUCCAUUCUCCAUCUUUUAUUUUGGAAGUUUUAACCAGUUUGUACCAAGUGCCUUAACAAGCAGUUAAACUCAUUCUAAAGUAAUAACCCUUCAUCGUGUUCCAUCCUGCAUUCUCCAUCCCACACAGUCACUCGAUUCACCUAACUGGAAGUUGUUACACUAAUUUAAUGUCUGGCCACAAUAGGUGAAGUCAUAAGUCUUUUUGGUUGAGUCAUGGAGGAAUGGAGAAAAUUAGAACGAGGGUCUGGUGUGAAUUAUCGUUUUGCUGGCUUAGCUGCACACGGCUCUGGCUGAAAAAAUUAGGACAAACUUGGAUUUUCCAUGGACAGAAAUGCUGGAUGUUUUUCCAAGAGACAGCCAGACUGUCCAGCUGCGUGUGAUGAAGCUUGUGCUUCUAAAAGACCCAGAGCCUUUCCUGUCUUCAGCAUCAGAACACUAAAGAUGAAUCAGCAGCUUAACACCAUGAGUCAUGAGGAUUCCUGUUUCAGUGAAGUUAAAGUUGGAGCGAACACUUUUUUUUUUUUUUUUUUUUUUUUUGGUCCCGUUUCACCUUCCUGUGGGUGGCCAUACUUAAUUCUCUGAUGUGCAGCCGACGCUUUGGCUUCACAUCACAACUUGUGUAUAUACUUUCAUUUUAAGAUUGUUUUAAACAAGUUCAAAAGGCUGGAUGACAAACUUAAAAAAAGCUUUUCCCCUUUCUCACAUGUUAGCACUGGAAAAUGUCAGUUUGGAUUUAUUUAUAGUUUUAAAAAUUGCUGAAUUUAUUUGAACCUAAACAUUUAAAAUACCCAGUGUAUGAGAUGUUUCUGGAGGCAGAGUUCAUCACUAUGAAUCUUUUAGCCCCUCCAAAUUUGAGUAAAAUAGUAAAAAAAAGCUGCACUUAAAGUGAAAUUCUUUAAACUGCCCGAUCAUCUGCUACCAGUGUUAACUAGUGUUCAGUUAGACAGACUGCUUUAUUAAGCUUGUGCAUUUGAGUAAUGAAUUCUUUGUUGUCACCAGCCUUAACUUGUGAAACCGACUCUUGAAACACUCUAAGAUCUCCAGUUGUUGAGUGUUGUCAUUGGAAGAGAAAAUAAUAUUCUAUCAUGUAGUAGUAGUAGUACUUGCUGCAGUGCAGCUGAAUUGGCAGAGAAUUUGUCUUCUGGGGGACCUUUUAGCUGUUACGUGGAUCUGUGCUCUGUUGGCGCAGCUGCAUUUCUUCACAGCUGUUGGUUGGAUGCUGUGACGUUAAUUCCCCCAUUCUGAAGAAAGUCGGCCAAAUGCAUCAAAACGAACCAUCUGCCCUAAAAUGUAGCAGGAAUCCCUUCUGUGCAUCGCAAGCUAGGCGGCGUUCCCGGCCACUGAAGAUGCUUUGCUUUAAAAAAAAACCAACAACCUGAGCAGGUUGGGCUGCACUUAUUAACGCACAGACAUGGGUUCAGGCAAUAACACUGACUGCACUGCUUUUUGUACGCUCACGAUGCGCAAGUGGAAGAGAAGUUUAUGUUGGUGCAAAUCACAAAAAAUUGGCACAGAGGCAAAAUGGGCAUGAUGGAACACAAUUACUAUUAGUCAGGCUUCUUACAAAAGCUCGGGCGCCUCAGACAGCUGAGCUCAGCGCUUUUGCCCUUUUUAUUUUGAUAGUUUGGGUUUGGGUUACAUGGCGGAUCCGUUCUUGGCAUUUUAAUGCCUUAUGACUGGCUUCAUUUGUUUAACGGCCCUGACUGGCUGUUCAGUCAGGACCUUUUUGCAAACUGGCUUCCCUUUUUAUAAUGGUGAGAUGCUCUCAGCUGUUCUAAUCAUUGAGAAGUAUUACUGCACAUUUAAUGACAUUGAUGAAAGGUUACUCUGUAUUUCUCUUUGGUUAGGACUGAUCCCUGUUCCCUUAAGUAGAGUGUACCCAGGUUACUUGCAGAUCUAAUUUGGCUGUUUUGGCUUAUUCUUUAGGGUGGGUGGGUGUUUUGUUUAAGCUUUUUAAAUUUUUUUUUUUUUUUAUUCCAAGAAAAUUAAGCAAAUUGAACUAGUUAAGUGAACAGGGACGUUAUUACAGACACUUGGCAGCUGUCUGUUUCUCAUCAGCCCACUGGCAGUAAUUCACCACAGUGAACGAGUGUGACAUUAAAGUGAACAUCUGCAGAUUCUGGGUUUGAACCUGUGCUGCUUUACUGCCAGUGGCUGUCGUUUGAGAACCUUAAAGACUGAGACAAGAGCAUCUUGCCCUCGAUUGGGUGAAUAAUUGGAUCGUUUGACAAACUAAAUUGUCUCAUUCUUUAGGGUCUUUUUAAAAUUGCGGGGUGGUUAAAUUUGUGAACUCGCUGCCCUGAUGCUGACGUUCAUCCUCUUCUAGGUUGUGACAGACUUGCGAGUUAUUGUACUGUUCGACUGUUCCAUUGCUUAUCUGUUGAAGGAUGUAAGAGGAGUCCUGUUCAAGGCAUUCUUUCAGAACUGAAGCAUCAGUUAAAAUAAUGGGGAGGGAUUUGGUGGACGUUAGAGAACAUGAUGUCUUAAGAUCCAAAGUUAUGGUAAUGGGGUUAAAAAGCUAAAGAAAAGUUACCCUUGGAUUUGUUUUUGUUUCAAUGACAUGUUCGACUGGAGAACAUUAAGUCUCCAAAUUUAAGUCAAGGGUUUAAAUCCAGAUUUUUUUUUUUUGAUGGAAAUUUGGUUAAUUGGCAGUUCUGUUUCAGUGAAGCUAAUUUUACAAUGGACUUAAAUUUAAAUGUCAUGAUCAUUAUUGGGUACGAUUGACGCAUUGGUUGAUAAUAAAGCUCACUGAAGUUUA